Messenger RNA from Fomitopsis serialis, 1640 nucleotides. RefSeq lists its product as uncharacterized. The transcript is spliced from 4 exons. NCBI's taxonomy places the organism in Eukaryota, Fungi, Basidiomycota, Agaricomycetes, Polyporales, Fomitopsidaceae. Bases 104 to 1405 code for a protein of 433 amino acids. The record is from RefSeq and is a predicted model, not a curated record.
UGCCACAGCCCUUAGAAGGAUCAGUGCGUUCUGCGUGUCUCCUCAGUCAUGGUAUCGAAUCUGAUUUGCGUAUCGCAUACCGAACCGUUGUAAGACUGAAACAAUGUCUCAUGCAUCCGCGUCGAGUGCUGUGUCAUGGACGGAUCUCCAGAACCAUUGGAACGGGCUCUGGCGGCUCCCUCAAGAAAUGUGGGACUGUGUCAUGGAGCAUCUGGAUCACGACGUCGCCGCCUUGGAGGCUUGCUGCCUUACAUGCAGGGCGUGGUGGCCGAUUGCGCGCAAGCUACUAUGGGCAGAUCUGUCCUUGCUACCCUACCAAGCCCGCAGACAGCAGCCACAGCUCCCGCCGAGACUGAAGUCUCUUCUCGUUGAGCAGCCGGAAAUCGCCAAUCUAGUCCGCGCCCUGAGCGUCGCCCUGUGUAUCAAAGAGCUCUCGUGGUUGACAGCCUUCCCCAACCUACGGGACCUGCGGCUUCAACCGAGUUUCAGUGGCGAGAGACAACCUGCGGCUUCCCUUCUUGAUGGAUUGCGGUUUCCACGCAUCAUGGCUCUGAGCCUCACGUGGAACUACUACCCGACUCUGGCGCUAUUGGAGCAGCUGCUGGCUUGCUUUCCUCGCCUCACGAAUCUGGACGUGAACGAACCGCAGGCAUAUAGCAGUGAUGCAACGAUUUUGCCACGGAAACCAUCGCUCACACUGCCGCACCUGCGCAGGCUCUCGUUCGAUUGCCAUACUGUCAUAAGGGCCGUUCCGACGCUUCUGCACACAGCAGGGACUUCCCUAGAGUCCGUCAAGAUUGUCGCCUCUAUGCAUGACCCCCACGUGGUCUUGGACAUCUCGAGGAACACACGGCUAGUGGAACUGGAGGUGGAUGUAACAUUCGUGCCCACCAUGGAUGAAUGGGGCAACUGCUUGGUUGCCCCCCUUUCCCGAAUCAGUGCCGCGCACACUUCCCUAAGGAGCAUCGUCCUGUGCCUCCACCGCUUCUCCCAACCCGCAAAUAGUCUGCGUGAGCCUGGGGAGAACCUCGGCCGCGAGCUCUCCCGCAUCCUGGAUGAGCUGCCCCAUGUCACAGUCACGUUCGUACCGAUGUGCGGUUCCGCGUACCUCUCUGACGCGGAGAAAAUGCGAAGUCUUCUCGUGCAUCACCUUCGGAGGCAGAUCCCUGACUUCACCGCGUACUCAACGCGUCUGCGCUUCGCAUGGAGGCUCACUAGCAACGACCCACGCGCGGGGGAGGCUCUCCUGCGGGCGCACCUUUGCUCGAAUAGGCUGAAGAGGCUGACCCUCGCGCCAGCUACGAGCUCGGUAAUCACUGCGUCUGAUGUGUACCGCACUAUUCUGAGCAGGAAGACUCUUCCGAAUGUUGUGCGUGCUCUGAUUAACAUGAGCAAUCGUAAGUAGGUGUGUAUUCCUGUGAAAAUGUGGCAUGUAGUAUCAUAGUCUAUGACAGUAGCGAAGUCACCUAUGUGUUUAUACAGAAAUCAAUGACCCGGCGGCGGACCUGCCAGUGCUUCCAGAGUACUCAGGCUAUUGAAGACCAGCGAAGAGUGGCGUUCACUGUCAAAAAGCGCAGGAUGAUAACGAUGCAGUUGAGCACUGAGAGGACGUACUCCGCAACAUACACUGGGUAGGAACU